Postia placenta MAD-698-R-SB12 is the source of this 711-nucleotide messenger RNA. RefSeq lists its product as hypothetical. Lineage: Eukaryota; Fungi; Basidiomycota; Agaricomycetes; Polyporales; Adustoporiaceae. The record is from RefSeq and is a predicted model, not a curated record. The transcript is spliced from 12 exons. The coding region runs from base 1 to 711 and encodes 236 amino acids.
AUGACCGACUUACCCUUUGAGUUGACUAUGUCAUGUGGCUUGAUCUUCAUUGGUAGUCUUUUUGGUACCUUACUUUUCGGCAUCGCUUGUGCCCAGACAUUGUACUACUUUCGACGAUAUCCUGAUGAUGGAUUGGGAAUAAAAAUGCUGUCAAUGCUGAAAACAGAUAUCUACAGAGCUUUCCCGGCCCAGUACUUCUUGGCAGUAAGCACGAUCAAAAACGUCUCACGGCAUCUGAUCGCUAUGAAUGUUAGGGAGCCACAAUGUCGACUGCCCAGCUGUAACUUCUUCAUUUAUACCAUCUUCACAGUUGUUAAUCGUAAGUGGUUCCAAUACCAUCUGACAAUCUUCAUGGUCCUGGGCCCCGUCACACUAGCGGGAUACUGCAUUACGGAUAUUCACAUCGCUGUCUCGCUGUGCUUGAUAUUAUGGAAACAGAGGACCGGUAUUGUGCGCACAAACUGGCUGGUCUCGCGGCUUGUCCUAUAUUCCAUCAAUCGCGGAGUGGUCUCUGUGGUGCUCGAACUUGCGGAAUUUACUGCGUUGUUAGCCGGAAUCUCGUUGAGGUCCACGUCCUAUAAACUACUGUGGAUCGUCUUUCACUUCGUCAACAGCAAAGCCCUACAUCGUGGCGCUGCAAAGGGCAUGCAAACUUACGAUAUGGGCCGUAUAGCAGGACAGUCGACACCUAACACCGGUCUUAUGUCAUAA